CUUUCAUUUUUUCUUCUCUUCUUCGACGCCCUAGAGGUAGUCUUGAUAUUCCGUUCUUUAUACAUAAUUAUAACUUCAUUACAGUCCUUUGAAAGGCUUUUCUUAUUCAUUCUUUUUUGCUUCUGGAAAGCCAACUCAUCAAAAUGCAGUUCAAGCAAGCUUGUAUGGCCUUGAUGGGUCUGUCGUCGCUCGUUGCCUCAGCACCGACCGAUAAGGCACUCUCAGCACCCGAAAGGGGUCUGAAGUGGAGGUCACGACGUGCUCCUCUCACUAUCCAACAGAUAGUUCAAGAGACGAACAUCAUCGUUGUGGAGGAUAACAAGGCGCAAUUGGACGCUCUGCAGAGACUAGCUGAGCAGCAAUUUGCUCAGCUUGUACAAGCGGAGGUUGCUCUCAUCACCCAGCUAGAGGAGGUCAAGAACAACAUUCGGGUGAACCACUUCAAGGCCCGCUUCGCACAGGUGAACACCGUAAUUGUUACCGUAUCAACCCUCAUCGACGCACGAGCCGAAAAGGGUAACCAGAAACGAUACAUGGUCAACCAACUCGUCGCCGACAACGGCAAGCCCGACAACCAAGUCAUGGUCAUGGUCUCCGACGCAGCAACCAUGACCAUCGGCGCCUCGCAAACCGUUGACCUCGCCGGUGUCGAAGCCGCCAGCGCCGUAACAAAGCCAACAGCCGCACCCGCCAUCGAGGGCCAAGACCCCGCCGCGCCGUUCGGCAAAGUGAACCAGAGCAUGAUCCUACCUAUCGGCGCGCAGGCGCCUGCUAUCGACCUCGUAUUCGUUGAUCCUGCUGCGAUCAUCCUGCCUAACCAGAAGAACUUGUUCGUCGAGAGCACUGAUUCGUUCUUGCAAGAUUGCGGUUUCUAUCAGUCUAAUGGAAACGCUUUCGCCAAUUUGGUUUCGCAGUCGUUCACGUCGUUUGAACAGAUUACUGUUGCCAAUGGACAGGUUAACAUCGUGAAGCAGAAGCAAGAGACGAAUGUUGUCGCUGCGCCUGUCCCAGCACCAGCACCUGCACCGGCGCCAGCUGCCGCUCCGGCCGCAGCACCUGCUCAACCUGCUCAACCAGCUGCUCCAAAAGCACCGGGUGCAUAGGAAACCCGCGCGAAUAAAUAAUAUCGGUAGUUGUAGUCAUAUUAUGUCGAGCGAGCCAGUCUCGCGGGGACACUCGCUUGUUGUUCCUUGUAUUUAAGAAAGUAGAUACCCACAGCGGACGUUCAUGUAUAUUGUUUUGUUCAAAAAUAUCAAAGCUAUCUCGGC
Hypoxylon trugodes is the source of this 1268-nucleotide messenger RNA. RefSeq lists its product as uncharacterized. The record is from RefSeq and is a predicted model, not a curated record. The transcript has 3 exons. Lineage: Eukaryota; Fungi; Ascomycota; Sordariomycetes; Xylariales; Hypoxylaceae. Bases 144 to 1103 code for a protein of 319 amino acids.